Messenger RNA from Prorocentrum cordatum, 375 nucleotides. Lineage: Eukaryota; Dinophyceae; Prorocentrales; Prorocentraceae. The record is from the annotation of a GenBank genome assembly.
AUGGCGAGUUGUCCUGUUGGGGACCUGUCCAAGGAGCAGCAGGAUGAGCUCGCCUGCACGUACGCCGCGCUGAUCCUGCACGACGACGGUGCCGAGGUCGAUGCCGCCAGCAUGGCAAACCUCGUGAAGGCUGCUGGCGUUCAGGUGGAGGGCUACGUCCCCAUGCUCAUGGCGAAGAUGAUCAAGACGUACGGCAUGGAUGCCCUCGUCAAGAUGGGCGGCGGUGGGGGUGGCGGCGGCGGUGGCGGUGGUGGCGGCGGCGGUGGAGGCGGCGGAGGCGGCGGAGGAGAAGGCGGCGGCGCGGCCGCGGCGGAGGAGAAGAAGGUCGUGGAGGAAGAAGAGGAGGAGGACGUGGACUUCGACCUGUUCGGAUGA